Mycena indigotica is the source of this 1305-nucleotide messenger RNA. Its product is annotated as Ribosome biogenesis protein NOP53. Gene Ontology annotation, molecular function: 5S rRNA binding. Gene Ontology annotation, cellular component: nucleolus. Gene Ontology annotation, biological process: rRNA processing; ribosomal large subunit assembly. The coding region runs from base 1 to 1305 and encodes 434 amino acids. The record is from RefSeq and is a predicted model, not a curated record. NCBI's taxonomy places the organism in Eukaryota, Fungi, Basidiomycota, Agaricomycetes, Agaricales, Mycenaceae. The transcript is spliced from 6 exons.
AUGCCGUCGUCUGCCUCGACCAAAGCCACCGGAAAAAAACCUACACGGUCGGCAGUCGGUGCUCCAUCGCAGCAUAACCAACCGAGCCGGAAGGGCAAGAAGGCAUGGCGAAAAAAUGUCGACAUCCAAGAAGUCGAGGCGGGGAUGGAGGAAUUGCGAAAGGAGGAGCGCGCCACAGGGACAUACCUCCACAAACAAGAGGACAAUCAGCUAUUCGUCGUUGAUGUCCAGGGCGACGAUAAAAUCCGACAUAUCGUCCCCAAGUUCAAGUCUUCCGAGCUGACAUCCACGAAAAUCCUCAAAGAGCGCUCGGCUGUGCCCGCUGUCUUUUCACGACCCAGCACCUCUUCAUCCAAGAAACGGAAAGCACAUUUAACUGCAGAGGAGAAGGAACGACUAUUACGGAUCUCAAAACGGCCGCGGAAAGGCCCUCUGAACUCGCUGGUGGAUCCGACUGAGUUUGGCAACGGGAGUGCGAGUCUGGAAUUGAGCGAAGCGGUGAAACUGAGCGGCGGCUAUGACGCUUGGGCAGCUGUACCGCCGGAGGAAAUCAAAGAUGGGUUGGAGACGGUUCAGCCCAAGCAUAUCAAGGCACCCAAACACUCGAACCCCAGAGAUGCUAUUGAAGUUCCUGCGAUUGUGGACCCUCACCAAGGAACAUCUUAUAAUCCAACUCCGGAUGCUCAUAAUGAGCUGUUAAGGGCUGCGGUCGAAGCCAAAUUCGAGCGUGCAAAAGACAACUUCGUCGAAGAUGUCCCGGGGGUACCUUCAGGCAUGAAAGUCGACGAGCCAGUCAAUGAUAGUGAAGAGGACGAAGAAACAGAGGUCGUUCCAAAAUCGAUACCCCAGCGCAAAACGAAGGCACAGCGAAACAAGGCUGCGAGGUUAUUGGCAGAGAAACGGGCACUUUUAGAAAAGGUUCGAAGGAAAAGAGAACUUGCACUAGUACAAGACAUUCGCCAACUGCGAAAGACAGCGAACCAGACGAAAACCGCACGUGAGCAACGACAACGAAUACGGGAAGCGGCAUUGAAAGCCAAGCUGAAGAAGGAUGGGCUGGCUGGCCAGAAGUUGGGCAAACAUCGUGUUCCUGUUGGCGAGGUGGAUGUGCAAUUGGGUGACGACCUCAGCGAGAGUCUGCGUGGGCUCAAGCCAGAAGGCAACCUUUUCCGUGAUCGAUUCACUAGUCUGCAACAACGGGCGCUAAUAGAGCCGCGGGUCCCCGUUAUGCCCAAACGACGAAAACAUCGGAUGGUGGAGUACGAGAAACAUGCGUGGAAGCGAUUCGACCGCGAGCAACAGUAG